AUGGCGAGGGAGGAGAGCAAGAUCUGUCUCUACGACUUGCUCUACAAUUCGUGUGGGAUCGUAAUCACCAAUCUCCCGUCUAUAAGCCGGCACUCGGACUGCCCUCACGAAAUCAACAAGACGGUCUCCACGCUGGCCUUCGCCACCCUGUGGUGUCCCGAUUUCCCCAAAGUUCUGAUCAUUAGACAACUCUUCUUCAAGCAUUACAACAAGACGGUCUCGAGGAUUUCCGUGGAAGUUGCGUUGACUCGGAAGUGCCGGAAAGGCUGGAGUAUUCGAGGCACACUUUUUUUCCUCAUGAUACCGCGCUUCGCAAGGUUUGUACGGUGA
Linum trigynum is the source of this 330-nucleotide messenger RNA. Lineage: Eukaryota; Viridiplantae; Streptophyta; Magnoliopsida; Malpighiales; Linaceae. The record is from the annotation of a GenBank genome assembly.